This is a messenger RNA of Melospiza melodia melodia, 9219 nucleotides long. It is a transcript of the gene PCDH10, whose product is annotated as protocadherin 10. The transcript is spliced from 6 exons. Lineage: Eukaryota; Metazoa; Chordata; Aves; Passeriformes; Passerellidae. Gene Ontology annotation, molecular function: calcium ion binding. The coding region runs from base 856 to 3960 and encodes 1034 amino acids. Gene Ontology annotation, biological process: homophilic cell-cell adhesion. Gene Ontology annotation, cellular component: plasma membrane. The record is from RefSeq and is a predicted model, not a curated record.
AAAAUCUUUAAAUUAAAAAAAAAAAAAAAAAAGGAAAUACCAGGGACAUCGGGGAAUGAAAGUUUUGUGUAGCUAAGCUGCUCUCUGCCUUUUUUUUUUUUUUUUUUUUCUUUUUUUAUAUGCAUAUGAAAUCUUUUUGCGGGUAAUUUUUUUUGUUUUUUUUUUUUUUUUUUUUUUUUUUUUUUUUAAUUUCGCGGUUUUCUGCCUUUUCCUUGCAUCCAAAGAGGGCAUGCCCACCGGCUGUUCCAGCAGCAUCUACCCUCCAACUCCCACCAGGAAGACAAACAGAGGACAAUCUUGAAAUACAAAAAUUUCCUCCUUGGAAUUUGCUACUGCUGCUGUCUCCGCCGCCACUGCUGCUGCCGCGGUGCAGUGCCAAGACUCUCGGAAUAAAUAAAAGAGGGCUACAGUGUGUGUCUCUAGCUACAGCCGGCUAAUAGCUAUUUUAGUUGGCCGGCGCAUCUCGAAGAUCACAGAUGAAGCGGGGACGCCUGUCUUCUUCGUUGGCUCAGCGUGUGAAACAAUAAUCCCCGUAACAAAAAGGAGGGAGAUGGGGGAGAAAAAAAAUCCUAACAUGAAUCAGAAGAAAUAGUAUCUAGCACCCCCCAGCCCCCCCAAACCAACCUCUCCCCCUCCCCUUCCCCCGAUCCCCCUCUCUCUCUCUCUCUCUCUCUCUGCACACGCUUGCAGGCGCGGGCACGCGCGCGCGCGCACACACAGACAUACAGACGCGCGCACCCAGACACACAGACACGCACACACACUGUACUGUGUAUUUUCGGAGGAGGAGGUGGCUUUUGGAAGAGGAGGCAGCGGUGGUGUCGGGGAGGGGGGAAUCUCUUUCCCCGUCUGGAGAUGGUUGUGCUAUUCCUCUUUGCCUCGCUCUGGAUGCUGGAGGGGGCUUUUUGCCAGCUCCAUUACACGGUGCAGGAAGAGCAGGAGCAUGGCACGUUCGUGGGGAAUAUCGCCGAGGACCUGGGCUUGGACAUUACAAAACUUUCGGCUCGGCGCUUCCAGACGGCGCCCAACUCCCGCAGCCCUUACCUGGAGCUUAACCUAGAGACCGGGGUGCUCUACGUGAACGAGAAGAUCGACCGCGAGCAGAUCUGCAAGCAGAGCCCCUCCUGCCUGCUGCACCUGGAGGUCUUCCUGGAGAACCCCCUGGAGCUGUUCCGCGUGGAGAUCGAGGUGCUGGACAUCAACGACAACCCGCCCUCCUUCCCGGAGCCCGACCUGACCGUGGAGAUCUCGGAGAGCGCCACGCCGGGCACCCGCUUCCCGCUGGAGAGCGCCUUCGACCCCGACGUGGGCACCAACUCGCUGCGCACCUACGAGAUCACCCCCAACAGCUACUUCUCCCUCGACGUGCAGACCCAGGGCGACGGGAACCGCUUCGCCGAGCUGGUGCUGGACCAGCCGCUGGACCGGGAGCAGCAGGCGGUGCACCGCUACGUGCUGACGGCGGUGGACGGCGGGCAGCCCCAGCAGCGCACCGGCACCGCCCUGCUCACCGUCAGGGUGCUGGACUCCAACGACAACGUGCCCGCCUUCGAGCAGCCCGUGUACACCGUGUCGCUGCCGGAGAACUCGCCGCCGGGCACGCUGGUGCUGCAGCUGAACGCCACGGACCCCGACGAGGGGCAGAACGGCGAGAUCAUCUACUCCUUCAGCAGCCACAUCUCGGCCCGCGCCCGGGAGCUCUUCGGCAUCGCGCCGCGCACCGGGCGCCUGGAGGUGAGCGGCGAGCUGGACUACGAGGAGAGCAGCGUGUACCAGGUGUACGUGCAAGCCAAGGACCUGGGGCCCAACGCCGUGCCCGCGCACUGCAAGGUGCUGGUGCGGGUGCUGGACGCCAACGACAACGCGCCCGAGAUCAGCUUCUCCACCGUGAAGGAGGCGGUGAGCGAGGCGGCGGCGCCGGGCACCGUGGUGGCCCUGUUCAGCGUGUCGGACCGCGACUCGGAGGAGAACGGGCAGGUGCAGUGCGAGCUGCUGCAGGGCGACGCGCCCUUCCGCCUCAAGAGCUCCUUCAAGAACUACUACACCAUCGUCACCGAGGGGCCGCUGGACCGCGAGCAGCCGGGCGGCGACGCCUACACGCUGACCGUGGUGGCCCGGGACCGCGGCGAGCCGCCGCUCAGCACGAGCAAGUCCAUCCAGGUGCGGGUGAGCGACGUGAACGACAACGCGCCGCGCUUCAGCCAGCCCGUGUACCAGGUGUACGUGAGCGAGAACAACGUGCCCGGCGCCUACAUCUACGCCGUGAGCGCCACCGACCGCGACCAGGGCGCCAACGCCCGCCUCGCCUACUCCAUCCUGGAGAGCCAGAUCCAGGGCAUGUCCGUCUUCACCUACGUCUCCAUCAACUCCGAGAACGGCUUCCUCUACGCCCUGCGCUCCUUCGACUACGAGCAGCUCAAAGAGUUCAGCUUCCAGGUGGAGGCCCGCGACGCGGGCGAGGAGCCGCAGCCGCUGGCCGGCAACGCCACCGUGCACAUCAUCGUGGUGGACCAGAACGACAACGCGCCCGCCAUCGUCAGCCCCGUGCCCGGCCGCAACGGGACCCCGGCGCGGGAGGCGCUGCCCCGCGGCGCCGAGCCGGGAUACCUGGUCAGCCGGGUGGCGGCCGUGGACGCUGACGACGGCGAGAACGCCCGCCUCACCUACAGCAUCGCGCGGGGCAACGAGGCCGGGCUCUUCCGCAUGGACUGGCGCUCCGGGGAGCUGCGCACGGCGCGCAGGGUGCCGGCCAAGCGCGACCCGCAGCGCCCCUACGAGCUGGUGAUCGAGGUGCGCGACCACGGGCAGCCGCCGCUCUCCUCCACGGCCGCCGUGCAGGUGGUGCUGGUGGACGGCGCGGGAGAGCGCUCCGGGGGCGGCGGCGGCGCGGCCGCAGGCACCGGCGCGGGGGGAGGCUCCGGGGGCUCCGGCGAGCAUCGCCCCAGCCGCUCCGGCGGGGAUAACUCGCUGGACCUCACGCUCAUCCUCAUCAUCGCCCUGGGCUCCGUCUCCUUCAUCUUCCUGCUGGCCAUGAUCGUGCUGGCGGUGCGCUGCCAGAAGGAGAAGAAGCUCAAUAUCUACACCUGCCUGGCCAGCGACUGCUGCCUGGGCUGCUGCUGCUGCUGCCCCUGCUGCAGCCGGCAGGCGCGGGCCCGCAAGAAGAAGCUCAGCAAGUCGGACAUCAUGCUGGUGCAGAGCUCCAACGUGCCCAGCAACCCCGCGCAGGUGCCGGUGGAGGAGUCGGGCAGCUUCGGCUCGCACCACCACAACCAGAACUACUGCUACCAAGUCUGCCUCACCCCCGAGUCCGCCAAGACCGACCUGAUGUUCCUCAAGCCCUGCAGCCCCUCUCGCAGCACCGACGCCGAGCACAACCCCUGCGGGGCCAUCGUCACCGGCUACGCCGACCAGCAGCCCGACAUCAUCUCCAACGGGAGCAUUUUGUCCAGCGAGACCAAGCAUCAGCGUGCUGAGCUCAGUUAUCUAGUUGACAGACCCCGACGAGUAAACAGCUCUGCAUUCCAGGAAGCAGACAUAGUGAGCUCUAAGGACAGUGGUCAUGGAGACAGUGAGCAAGGAGACAGUGAUCAUGAUGCCACUAAUCGAGGUCAAUCCUCUGGCAUGGAUCUCUUCUCCAACUGCACAGAGGAAUGUAAAGCACUGGGCCACUCGGAUCGGUGCUGGAUGCCUUCCUUUGUUCCAUCCGAUGGACGCCAAGCUGCGGAUUACCGCAGCAAUCUGCACGUACCUGGCAUGGACUCCGUUCCAGACACUGAAGUGUUUGAAACACCAGAAGCCCAGCCCGGGGCAGAAAGGUCCUUCUCCACCUUUGGCAAAGAGAAGGCCCUUCACAACAGUCUGGAGAGGAAGGAGUUCGAUGGACUGCUGUCUAAUACACGAGCGCCUUACAAACCACCAUAUUUGACACUUGCCAUCUCUGGAUCUCAAAGUGGAUUAUAAAGAAUAGUGAUUUAAACCUUCCUGCACCUCUAGGAGAUAGCACGGAAAAGGAUAUGCUAGUCACUUCUACAGGACUUACCUGAAGCAGCAUGAUUUGCACAAAAGAAAGUCGACCAACAAAAAGCAUCAGCUUUCAACUUCAUUAUCUUGGCCAUCCAGUUCUGUGUAACUGAAGGAUUUGUGUGCUGUUGGAGACAUCCUGGCCAACCAUAGGACCUAAUUGCUCUCAGCAGGCCUGAGAAAUGAGUUGAAAUGUGUAGAACUGUAGAAACUUCAGAGGCAACUGAUCUUGCCUCUCUGAUCAGUGUGUGCCUGUUUACAGCACUAUAUAUCUUUCUCUCUCCAAAAUGUCACUGAGCCCUUUAGAUGUUUAUAUUCACCACAAAAAGCCAAUCGUACAGAUAAAAGAGAUGUGCAUUAUAAAUGCAAUAUCACUGUUUUAAACUUGACUGUUUUAUAUUAUUUUUGUGUGAUCAAGUGUUCCCCAAACUAUUCCAACUUUACAAGAGAGAUUGUGAUCAUGUUCUUUUCACCUGUGGGUUGUAAAAAUGUUGUUAAUCUGAAGACCCACAAAAUUAUCAAAGACAUUUCUGUAGUUUAUACACCGUGUUGCAAAGUGUUUACUGUACUAUUUCAAAGCUUCUAAAUAAAUAUAAAAUAUAUAUAUAUUAUAUUAUAUAUAAUUUUCCGAAAAGCGUGGUACAACUUAGUUGAUUUUUAAAUGGAUUCAUACAGUCUACACCAUCCACUAAAGCGAGAAGAUAAUUCAGGGUUCCUAAGCUAUCCUUGCUAAAAACAAAAAUAAAAUAAACCUUUAAUAGUACUUCCCCAAAAUUCGUAUUUUGGUCGAUCCUGUUUUUCUUGUUUGAAAAAAAAAAAAAAGCUGUAAGCAACAACAUUUUGUCUAAAAAGUCGUGAGGAAUUUUCAAUGCCAAAGAUGCAGCUGUCAAUAUUUCCCCAAUGAGCGCUAUGUACUAUCAGAGGUAUAAACCACUCUCCAUUACUUUGGUUAUGUUUCUAUGGUUUUUAAUUUGGAAUCACAAAAUCUUUUAUAAGGCUCUAUAAAUUCACCUGUAUAUGUUGUUAAAAAAGAACACUGGGUGUCUGUACAUUUUGCAAUGUAAGAUAUAAUGUAAGUGAAGUUAAGUAUUUUAAGAAAAUCAUCCCAAGCUCAUAAAUAUGUAUACAUACAUACAUAAAUACAUACACACACACAAAAAAAAAAACCACCCACACAUCUCUCUUUAACAUAGUUUUGUGAAACUAUACAAAUAUAUUGCCUAAAAAUAUUUCUCUUGUGGCUAGGAAUAGUUGUUGAUAGAAUUCAAAUUACAAAGGCAAAGUGUAUGCCAGAAGACUCUUUUGUCACAAAGGAGAUUUCCAAUUAGGAACAUGGCACAUUCUCAGCUGACCCCUGUCCCAUGGGAGUUCAAAUGGUGUUGGCCACCAUCUUUGUCGGGAAAAGGAUUAAGCCCUUGCAUAUAAUCUUUAUGUUCUGUAAUAAUUCUGUGGUCUGAAACGGUAUCUUAGAGCGUUUCUUUUCUAUGAAAUAUUGAAAAAAGUAAAAUUUCGAAGGUAAAGUUUAAAACUACUUUCAUGUCCAUGGAGUUUAAGUACCAUUUACUAAAUGUAAAAAUCUAGUAAAAUUUUUUCUUUUUUUUUUUUUGUGCUGUGAUUUUUUUUCCUUUACUGUACCUUAAUACAUCAAAUAAUGAAAGCAAAUGAGAGCACACCUUGUUGUCAGCCAAUGCCUAGCCAAAUUCAAACCAAUUCCAUCUGAUGGUUCAAUAUUAAGUAAAACAAGAGCAAAUGUUUCAUUGGUUGCAGUGGGAUCUGGAUCAUGCCAUUAUUUUGGAAUUCUGCCAUGGGAUGAAUGUGUGAGAGGUCGCUGCUAUGUCAUAAUAGAAUUUGGGUUUCUUAUUUUUGUUUGUGGGUUCUGGGGUUAUUUUGUUCUCUGUAAUGGUAGUUUCUAUUAGAUAGGAGUAUAUAAAUCACCUGUAUGAAAGCCAUCUUGCUGUGGAUCCAAAUAUACACAGGGAAUCCAACAUUCCUGAUCAAAUUCCAUGAGUUCUUUGUACAGCUAGUGGACCCUACCAUUAUUAAUUUCAUAUUCCAAACAAAAUAAUAUGCUCAUUAAACACUUUAAUGUGCACACCUAGCAUGAUCGUAUAAUGACAGAUUGUUUCAUGAGAUCCUUUUAAAAAUGUAUGUUAUAAAAAACCUAAUUCAAAAAUCCCUCAAACCACUUCAACAGCUAUUGAUUUGAGCAAAUACAACAGUGAAAUGUUCCUCCUGCUCUAGGUAGCAGACCUUUUAGUUGCCUACAGCCUUCAUUUAUUUUAUGAAGAAAAGCAAUGGAAUUUGUGACAAAUAUUUCAUUUAAAGGAGAAUUCUAGAUUCUUGUUUCUGCUUUUAAAGCAAGAAAGUUCUUGCCAUUCUGAAACCCGUUUCUAAUUAGGUUUUUAAUACAGACAUAUAUUGUAAUUUAUGGUUGUUUUUUUGGUCUUUGUGAGGGAAAGGAAAUUAUUUUACUUUCUGUUUCAUGGACAGCCAAAAUGUUUCUAUUUUAUGAAACUCCCUUCACAUUUUGCACGCCAUUUUUUUCUGAAAAAAUUAUUAACCAUAUCAUGUCCUGACAUUCAUUUCCAAAACCGAACUCUUUCCAUCAAGUGUGAUAUAUGUACAGAUUUAUUGAUCUUUUUUAUUUGUAUUUUAUGUUAAAUACCAUUGGCAUUGGCCCAUAUAUACACAGAAAUCCUUGUGAGUUCACUGGGAUGAACUCAGUUCAUCCUAGAGAGGUCCUAGAGGGAGUCAUGGUAGGAUGCAGAAGCAUCAAGGAAAAGGAAGAACUGAAGUGCUGCUGAGCUUUUGAGAUGCGCUGUUUCUUUGUUUUAGUUGGCAGCUGGCCACCUGCCUUUGAAAUUGCCUUGUUCAGCAUCUCCCAAAUAUUCCAUGGCACUGCUGGGAGCAGGGACAGGUCUGUGAAUGCCUUCAGAGCUCUCUCAGUGUGUGUGUGCCUCCUCCUCUGAUGCAAAUAUUGAAGGACUCUCAUUGUAUAUUGGACCCAACAGUGAAUUAAAAAUAAUCAGGAAAUUUUUAGGUUGGGUAUUAAGGGGAAAGAUUGGUGCCCAUAAAACUGAGAUGAAGAAAGUUUGGGAAUCUCCUUCAUUGUAGGUUUUCAAGGACAGUGCAAAAAAAAAAAAAAAAAAAAAACCACACCUGUAAGGGAUGAUCUAAGUGUACUUAAAGUUGCCUCAGAGAAAAAGCACAGAGAAAGCUCUCAGUCCUGGUGAUCUGUAAUGCUCCUGGUGGGGCAUGCUGAGCUUUGGAGGGGUUAAUCUGUGCACAGCUGUAGGGAUAAGAAUGUUCUAUCCUUCAAUUAGUUGUUUGAAGCAAUAUUUAAUGUCUCAAUUUACCAUUUAUGAGCAUAAUAGAACAAGCUGCCUGUGAGAAUAAUUGUCUUUGGAGUAAAUUAGAGUUCAAGCAGAGAAGACAGGGUCUUAUAAAAGAUAACAAUAUAGAAUCAGGUCUGUGAAUCUUUUUUUUUUUUCUUUCUUAAACUCCUGAUUCAGAUAUGUAGCAAUAGAUUUCCAAGCAGCUUGCCUAUCAAAAUUCUUCAAAAUCAAACUUCAGUUUCUUGCAAAACUUAGAAAUACUAAAACAUUUCACUACUUGAAAUAGAAUUCCAAUUUUUUAAAGCAAGUUUUUGCUAACAUGCCUCCUAUUGAGGGACGCUAUUUCCAUGAACAUAUUCUUAAAUUUCUGGAACAAGGUGUAGUAAUUUUAAGUAGUUAUUUCUUUUUCAUUAAUGUUGUUGCAAAAUUAGGUGAAGUUAAAUACACAGAUGAAUACAAUUUGUAAAGAUUCCUGCAUUAUAGCCUCUAUAUAGUUGUGGGGGAGCUACAUGUGUGUGUAUGUGUGUGUGUGUGUAACUAUAGUUCAAAUUCUGGGAAGUUGCCAUGACAUUUUUUUUCUUACAACUCCUAUCAGUAAAUGUAAACAAAAGGGAAGAAACACAUGUUAGGGUACUACAAAACAAGACUUGUUCCUUAGUGUAGAAUGGAGUUUUGCAUUCAAUAAUUAAAUUCAGCCCCUUCUUCAUGUGUUAAACCCACAAUCAAGCACACAACUCAUUUUUAUUUUGACCUCCAAAAUGUUACCUGCUCAAAGAAGGUUUUUUUUUUUUUUCAUUCUUUUUUUAAAGUAAUAUCAUUCCUCAGGGUAAAGGGUGGAUAAAUAGAUAGUCUUCCUAGGCUGAUAAAUUGCAAUUGCAAUUUUGCAAGGCUGUUAAAUAUUUGUGUGUCUUACCUGGAGAAAGGCGAUCGUAACCUGCCACUGUUCCAUGUUCUUCUAGUCUCAAGUUUUAUGGCAUUUGGACUUGUGAAUUAAAACCUAUACAAAAGUAUAGGGGCCAAAAUAAGCAUUUUUGAUAUACAUUUAGGUAUUGCAAUUUGACUGCAAAAAAUUGGCAUCAGAUGUCUAUAAAGAGUAGAAAGUUGUUUAUUCUGUUCUGUUUGCAGUAAUGUAAAAGACAGCCAGCAGGACUUUAUUAUAAUAUUGUGCAAUGAUAAAUUCUGAAACUGUGAGUCAAAUCCUUUGCACUGAUCCCUACAAUCAUAGAGCAGAUUCUUCAUAAAGAGCUCCUUCAUUUUAUUUUGUCUCAAAGAAAUGGAUAUAUAUAUAUAUAUAUAUAUACAAACAAAUAUACACACGCAUUACAAUCCAUUGUUGAGCAUCUGUGUUUUUGUAGAUAUCCUCAUAUGUAAGAAAUAAGCAAGAACUAACUUGGACAGAUUUCUUGAACUGAAAUUGUUUUUGAAUUUGAAUUUGUUAAUAAAGUUCAUGAUAUUGACAGACAUCAAGAAAAAUGAAAUCUCUGUGGGUGUAGCUCUCCAGAAGGCAAACGCUUCACUUAGGAAGCAUCUUGUCAAAAAACUGUAUAAAUGCAACUGCUGGAAAUCUUGCUGAGUCAAGAUGAAAGAUGCUGUGCUAAAGCUUUCUUGUUCACUGUGUCAGCACUGAUUAAAGUGUCCUCUGGAUGGUAACCACUUUAGGCAAGCAGAAGAUAUCGAAAAUUGCAAGCAGGAUUGAGAUAACGUUUACCAUUCCUGUGGAAGAGAGACACAGACAAAUAGGUGAAUUUAUACUGAAAUACUGAUCUAUAUCAUACAGUAUGGAAAAAAAAAAUUAAGAAAAGUGAAUGCUUUCAAACACUUGCACUUCAAAGAUUAAAGUUCUGAUGCUCAACUUAGAAGCAUA